AUGAAGCAAGACUGCAGCGUCCCCUGGAUCGAAACGCCGCUCGUCAGAUCGACGGCGCUCUCCAAGGCGGCGGGAUGCAACAUACUUCUCAAGCUCGAGAACCUGCAGCCGUCCGGGUCGUUCAAAUGCCGCGGCAUCGGCAACUUUGUCCUGCAGAAGCUCGCUCGGCUGCGAGCCCAGACGGGGCCGUCGGCGGCGACGAGGGCGCACUUUUACAUCUCGUCGGGCGGCAACGCCGGCCUCGCCUGCGUCCACGCGGCGGCUCGUCUCGGCUGCCGGGCGACGGUGGUCGUGCCCCUGUCGACGUCGCCGGCCAUGGUCGGCAGGCUUCGCGAGGCCGGCGCCGACGACGGCCUCGACGAGCAGGGCAUGCGCCGGACGCAGGUCAUCGCCGUCGAGACGGACGGCGCCGACUCCCUCUCGCAGGCGGCGGCGCGCGAGAGGCUCGUGACGCUGCCGGCCAUCACGAGCCUCUGCACGAGCCUCGGCGCCCGCAGGGUCUGCCCCAAGGCGCUCGAGUGCGCGCUCCGCUCGACGGUGUCGACGGUCGUCCUGUCCGACGUCGACGCCCUCGACGGCUGCCGACGGCUGGCCGACGAGGAGCGCUUCCUCGUCGAGCCGUCGUGCGGCGUCGUGGCGGCCAUGUGCUACGACCAACGGCUGGCGAAGCUGGUCAAGGGCUUCGGCGAGGACAGCGUCGUCGUCUUGGUCGUGUGCGGCGGAAGCAACGUGUCGCUCGACAUGCUGCAAGGCAAGAUUCAAACCUGA
Drechmeria coniospora is the source of this 768-nucleotide messenger RNA. RefSeq lists its product as uncharacterized. The record is from RefSeq and is a predicted model, not a curated record. Gene Ontology annotation, biological process: L-threonine catabolic process; L-serine catabolic process. NCBI's taxonomy places the organism in Eukaryota, Fungi, Ascomycota, Sordariomycetes, Hypocreales, Ophiocordycipitaceae. The transcript has 3 exons. The coding region runs from base 1 to 768 and encodes 255 amino acids. Gene Ontology annotation, molecular function: L-serine ammonia-lyase activity; threonine deaminase activity.